This is a messenger RNA of Penicillium griseofulvum, 1443 nucleotides long. RefSeq names its product Major facilitator superfamily domain, general substrate transporter. Lineage: Eukaryota; Fungi; Ascomycota; Eurotiomycetes; Eurotiales; Aspergillaceae. Gene Ontology annotation, molecular function: transmembrane transporter activity. The coding region runs from base 1 to 1443 and encodes 480 amino acids. The record is from RefSeq and is a predicted model, not a curated record. Gene Ontology annotation, biological process: transmembrane transport. Gene Ontology annotation, cellular component: membrane. The transcript is spliced from 3 exons.
AUGUCGCUGGAUAAGCAUGACGAACUGGAAGUCAUUACUUCCAGUAUACCUUCAACUCCACCUAAUGAGCUUAAUCGCAAGGACUCAGAAAAUGAAUAUAACACCAAACUCGAGAAAAGAGUAAUGCGAAAGAUAGAUUUCUGGCUCGUUGGGUUUUACUCGAUUGUAUAUAUCUUUCGAGUCAUUGAUUCCAACAACUACUCCAACGCCGCGAUCAUCAACCUAGAAGCCGGCACUGGAAUUAAGAAAGAGCUCAAUUUCAACUCCUCGCAAUGGGCUUGGACGCAGUCCAUAUUUUCCUACAGCUACCUUCUUUUCGAGCCGACCAACACCAUCCUUCUCAAAAGAGUCACGCCCUCGAGAUGGAUGUUCGUCCUGAUUUUGUCCUGGGGUAUCUGCGCCUGCGCUGCCGGUGCUGCACAGGACUUCCCGGGCAUGAUGUGUGUGCGGUUCGCAAUUGGAAUGGCCGAAGCCGGGUUCUAUCCUUCGGUGCUUUACCACAUGGCAUUCUGGUAUAAGCCAUCCGAGCUGCGUUGGAGAAUAGCUCUGUUCUACUCUCUUGGCCAGGUAUCUGGCGCAUUAAGUGGACUGCUGGCAUACGCCAUCAGCUUUAUGGAUGGACUUGGUGGGCUGUCAGGCUGGCGAUGGUUGUUUAUUAUCGAAGGUCUUCCGGCGAUCGUGUUGUCUGUGGUAGCGUUAUUUGGUCUUCCGGACUACCCCGAGAACGCCCGCAUGUUGACGGAGGAGGAGAGGACAUUUCUCAAAGGUCGUCUAUCCUCUGCAGCACCCUCUGGAAAAGACAAAAGCUGGAACUGGGGAGACGUAAAAGCACUCCUUUCAAGUCCAACAUUGUACACAUUCACGGUGUACUGGAUUGGACAUGGUAUUGGAGGGUUUGGAGUGAAUUACGCUUUGCCUACUGUUAUCUACGAGCUUGGAUUUACUUCGACUGCUUUAUCACAGCUGAUGAAUAUUCCUCCCUACGUCGCAUGUUUUUUCUUCUUGAAUACUCUUGGAUAUUUACUACACAAAGGAUGGAUUAGACCGUGGACCACCGCUGUCGCAAUUGAAAGCACGAUAAUCAUCUGCUAUAUCAUCCUGAUCACAGUUCCAAACUCAAUUGUCAAGUACCUUGCCUUGAUUGUGGCCACUGCUUGUGCAGGAUCUGCAUACCCCGUUAUCUGGCCAGAACGUAUUCGUGCACUCGAGGGCACAGUGGCUGUGGGGAUUGGUAUCGGGUUGACGAAUGCAAUGGCUCAGUUUAGUGGAAUUGCUGGGCCUCAUGUAUACAGUACGGUGUUUGGACCGACGUAUCGAAUAUCCUAUGUUAUUUGUCUUUGCUUCUUGUGUGCGGCUAUCUCUGGAAUACUGGCUUCGUGGUGGCUUGUCUGGAGGAAGGAUCGGAAGGCCGAAUUAGACACUGGGCUUGAGGAGGAUGCAUGA